This is a messenger RNA of Prorocentrum cordatum, 1347 nucleotides long. NCBI's taxonomy places the organism in Eukaryota, Dinophyceae, Prorocentrales, Prorocentraceae. The record is from the annotation of a GenBank genome assembly.
AUGGAGAGCUGGAGCGGGCAGCGGUUGGCCGUGCUCGGACUUCCGGGGGCGCCCUGGCCGGGCGUCGGGCCAACCCGAGCGCCCCGUGCCCGAGCCGCACGUCUCCCCGAGCCGUCGGUGGACAGCCCGCCCGCCGCGGCCGGCCGCGGGCGGGCGAUGGACGCCGUGGGGCCCUCGCUGUCCGCCUUGUCGGACGCCUCUGGCGCGGGGGCCCCCCGGAGCAGGCGUUGGACCAGCCCCGACCGGACGCCGUCGCUCCUGUCGCCGCUGCGCGGCCUGCAGAAGCAGCUGGCCGAAGGAAAGGGCCCCAACGCGCUGCCGUGCCUGCAGGAGCUGUGCUCUGAGGCCAUCGGGCCCUUCGCGCGCAGCAUGCCCUGGGGCGGAGGAGCGCGGACGCGGGCGGCCCACAGCCUCAUCCUGAUGGCCGUGGGCAACUACGCCGGCUACCUCAUCCUGGCGUGCCCCAGGUGGCUCGCCGAGAACAUAGCCGCCGAGGCCGAAGCCAUCGACACGGCGGAGGAGAAGACCAGGUGGAUGUUCCAGAUCUCGUUGUGCGUCCUGUUCGUCCUCAACCUCUGCUGCGUGGCCCUGACGGCGUUGGCGCACCGGGCCACCACGGGGCAGGACAUAUUGCAGUUAGUCACCAGCACUUGCGGGGAUGAGAGGAAGCGCGGCGAUGCAAUCGCAGUGGUCCGCUGGAGCUAUGCGAUCUCCCUGUGCGUCUUGCUAAUGAUUGCAUUUCUGCUCGCGGGGAUUGGUCUUACCACGGAGUUCCCAAAUCUGGGCCACUUUCUCUUGGGAUGGUUUCCGGCGUUCUACCCACUUUGGGUUAUCAUGCAGCUGGUCACAUUUGUUUGGUUAAUGGCUUCGCUGGCGCUGAACGAGGUCGAGGAUUAUUACAGCAAGCUUGAGGCCACACAGGAGGGAUUGUAUACUGGUUAUUGGUUGCAGAUGCUCCGCGAGCAUCAGGCAUUAACGAAGAAGCUCGUGAGCGUGUCUCGCAGCAUAUCUCCAACAGUGCUGUUGCUGCAGAACGUUCUGUUGUGUUCUAGCCUCCUUUUUCUGUGGGUCACCCUUGUGAGCAGGAGAUCCCCGAAGUCUGCUACCAUGUAUGUUUUCAUGGCUUUCGUCACCCUGUCGUCUGGUGUCAUGACGAUGCUGCCCCUGGCGUUUGUCACGGAUCUUUGCGAGACGCGCCGACUCGGAGAGCGGUCGUUGCGCACCUUGGCGGACAAGUUCAGCGGGUGGCAGAUGACUUUUGAGGUGCACGCCGAAUAUUCUGAAGAUUCAUGCAGCACAUCAACACGACGCCCGCCGGCAUACACCUGCCCAGCAUUGGCAUGGUGA